AUGGGCGCCGCUUACAAUAUCUUGGGUAAAACUGUUCAGCCACACCAGCUAGCCUUGGGCACGCUUGCCGCUGUGUCUUUGUUGGUCGUUCCAAACCCAUUUGCAUCUUCCGCCCGGAAGCAGCCUGAAAUCAAGGCCAGCUCUGAAGACGAGGAGAAGUUCAUUGCUGAAUACCUUAAAAAGCACACCGCAACCGCUGAGAAGCACUAA
Messenger RNA from Lachancea thermotolerans CBS 6340, 210 nucleotides. It is a transcript of the gene ATP19, whose product is annotated as F1F0 ATP synthase subunit k. The coding region runs from base 1 to 210 and encodes 69 amino acids. NCBI's taxonomy places the organism in Eukaryota, Fungi, Ascomycota, Saccharomycetes, Saccharomycetales, Saccharomycetaceae. Gene Ontology annotation, biological process: proton motive force-driven ATP synthesis. The record is from RefSeq and is a predicted model, not a curated record. The transcript has a single exon.